Messenger RNA from Poecile atricapillus (Black-capped chickadee), 1198 nucleotides. RefSeq names its product methyltransferase like 26 (gene METTL26). The record is from RefSeq and is a predicted model, not a curated record. The transcript has 6 exons. Lineage: Eukaryota; Metazoa; Chordata; Aves; Passeriformes; Paridae. Bases 107 to 937 code for a protein of 276 amino acids.
CGCACGUCUCUUUUUCUUCCUUCCUACCGCUUUUUCCGCUCCCCGCCGUGGGAAGCUCCACCCGCGGCGCGGGGCGGUGCCGGGAGCUGGAGUUCCCGGCCCGGCCAUGCAGGUGCCGGCGGCGGCGGAGCGGAACAAGGCCCCGAUCCUGGCGGUGCUGCGGGAGUGCGCGGGGCGCGGCGCGGGCGCGCUGCGGGUGCUGGAGGUGGCCGCGGGCUCGGGGCUCCACGCCGCGCAUUUCGCUCGGGCGCUGCCCCAGGCGCUCUGGCAGCCCUCGGACAUCGACCCCCGCAGUCUGCGCAGGGGUUUGUUCCUGCCUGCAGAGGGUGCUGGGGGUGCGGGGAGGGGGCCCAGCUUGGCUUCAGCUGGGGUUUGGUGCCCACAGCAUCGCUUCCUAUGUGGAGGCCACGCAGCUGCCCAACCUGCUGCCCCCCAUCCUGCUGGACGUGUCAAAGGGCUGGGAGACCUGGGGGGGCACCCAGCCCGCCAGCCUCGACCUCCUCGUCAGCAUCAACAUGAUUCACAUCACAGAGCUGCGGUGCACCGAGGGCCUGUUCAGGGGUGCCGGGGUGCUGCUGAAGCCCGGAGGUUUGCUCUUCACCUAUGGGCCCUACGCCGUGGAUGGACAGAUCAGCCCCCAGAGCAACGUGGACUUCGACCGCAGCCUGAGGCAGAGCAACCCCGCCUGGGGGCUGCGGGACACGGCGCUGCUGCGGGAGCUGGCCGAGGCCAACGGGCUGUGCCUGGAGAGGAUGGUGGACAUGCCGGCCAACAACAAGAGCCUGAUCUUCCGCAAGCUGUAACUGCCCUGACAGCGCUUCCAGCGCCUCCCGGCGCUGCUGUCCCCACUGAUGCCUCCUGCAGGGGCGGCACUGUCCCACCGUGGCUGGGGACAGCAGUGAUGGGACAGAGCCCCACGCACCCCAGCUGGGGCUGACUUGGCUGGGGGUUCCAUCUCCCCUGGUGCCUUUGGGGCUGUCUUUGCAGGGGGGUGCCCCAGCCUGGAGCACAGGAGCCAGCACAGCUGCCACGGGGGACACAGGUAUGGGGGAGGGGACACAACACCCCUGGGCAUGGGGGAGACUCCUUGCUCCAUUUCCUCGGAGGAUGCUGUGCUGAUGGUGUCCCCCUUCCCUCCCUCCCCAGGACUCUGCUGCUGCCCCCCAAUAAACUCUGUGGCUUUGCCCUCCACACCCCA